Messenger RNA from Caenorhabditis auriculariae, 10418 nucleotides. Lineage: Eukaryota; Metazoa; Nematoda; Chromadorea; Rhabditida; Rhabditidae. The record is from the annotation of a GenBank genome assembly.
AUGAGCCUCGGCGAUCGAUGUGACGUCGGCGGCUUCCGUGGCACCGUACUCUACAUUGGUACGGUAGACGGUUACGGUAGCCAGAUUUAUGCCGGCAUCGAAUGGGAUGAUCCGAGUAGAGGAAAGCAUGAUGGGCUGGUGAAAGGACGAAGGUAUUUCCAGACGAGGUUGGUUUUUUGAUUUUUGAUUGAGUUUCUGUGAUAAAUGUGUUUAAAAUGUGGUUUUAAAAAGCUUGUUUGAUGUUAAUUUGGUGAAAAAUUGUUUUUUAGCAGAGUUUUCUUUAGGAAAUUUGAUGAAAUUCUUUUUUUUAGGCUUUUUUGAUGUUAAAUUCGUGGAAAAUUGGUUCUCAGCAGAGUUUUCUGUGAGAAAUACGAUGAAAUUUCGUUCAAAAGUUUUUUUUCAUGUUAAACUUGAGAGAAGUUGGUUUUUUGCAAAGUUUUCUUUGUGAAAUUUGAUUCAAAACGCUUUUUCAAAGUUAUAUUGUUAAAAAAAAAUGAAUUUUGAAAGAUUUUCUCAGUUUUAAAUUUGAUAAAAUGUGAAUUGAAGGAAUUUUUUUCAUUAAAAUUCGAAAUAAAGGAAGUUUUUUUCAGUUUUUUUGAUAAUGCGAAAAUUGUUCUAAUAGUUUUUCUUUGUAGAACUAUUGCUGAAAACACGCCUCGAAAUAUAAUUUUUCGAUUUUUAAAAAGUGAAAAAAAUUUAGUAUCAAGAAAAUUUCUAUACAAAUUCCGAUCGAAAUGGAAUUCCCUUAAGUAUUUUUUUCAUUCUGAUUUGCGAAAAAUUCAGUUUUCAACGAAUAUUCACGUCUAAAUUGGAAUUCAUGGGUUAUUUUUCGAGCUGUUAUCAAGAAUUUGUUUUCCAGAGCUUUUUUUGUACAUAAAAUUUGAAGAAAAAGAUAUUUGAAUGACAUUGUUUGAAAAAAAGAAAAAUAUAUACUAGGUGAUGAAUUUUCUUAGAACUUUUUUGACAGAAAAUCGGAAUUUCAUAAAUUUUUGAAAGUUACUUUCCUUGUUAUAAAAUAGAUGACGAUACGUUCAAAAAUGAUUUUCUAUGGAAAAUUUGAAACAAGCUUCUGGAAAUGAAUUUUUGAUGAAAAAGUUGAAUAACAAAAAUGUUUACAAGCUUUUUGAGGUAAAAUUUAAUUUGAUUGAUUUUUUUCCGUGAUUUUUCUAUUGAAUCUCAGCAAAGAUAGACAAUUUGAAGCCAAAAACUACGACUUAUUUAAAUUUUUCAGGAUUCCAAACAGCGGUUCCCUGGUGAAAAUCGAAAAUGUACAAUUUCCAUUGGACAUUUACACGGAAAUACAAUCACGAUACGGUGAUGAGGAUUCCGGGGAACCAGAUGUGACUUAAUUUUACUUUUUUUGUGUUUUUCAAACAUGUUUUUACACAGAAAACGUUAUAUUCGUGUUAAAAAAACAUUUUUUUCUUGAAAAAAAGUUAUAACUUUGAAGUUUUCGUGUCUUAAUAAUUAUUCGAAAGAAAUUCGGUAUCAAUUCUGUGAAAAAUUAAACCUUAUUUGUUGGUUUUCUAUUGAAAAAAACGCUUCAGAAAAACGGUGUAAUUUUUAUAGAAUUAUAUAUUUUUGAAGAGAGAAUUUGUUUAAUUUGAUGGUUUUUGUAAGAAAAAGUUAACGAAAGUGUUUUUGAAGCUUGAGUUUUCAAUAGAAGUCAGGUUUUAACUGAAAAAAAUGGAAAUUUUAAGAAAGACAUUUAAUUUUUUUGUGAGCGAUUUUUUUCAUGUUGAAUAUCAAUAAAAAAAUUACUUUUUUAAUAAAAAAAUCCAAUUCAGAAUUUUUUUAUUGUUACAAGUUUCCAUUAGAAAAGGUAUUUAAAUGUUAGUUAUUUCAUUUUUUCAGAUCGCUCUGAAAAUCUCGAGUAAAGUGGUUGAGCUUAUUGGUAUGGAGAAAACGGCCCGGAAACAGAGGUUAUUUUUUUUUAAAAAAAUGAAUAGGAAAUGGAUAAAAAAAGCUUUCGUGGCAAAUUUUGAAGUGUUUCCCGUUUUUUUAAAAUGGAACUUUAGCUUUAUGGAAGCGAAAAAAAGUUUUUUCCGAUUUUUUUGACGGUUUAGCGUUUUUUUCGAACGUUAAUUGUACACAGAAUAUUCAUUUUCUCUUUAAAAUGACAUAUUUCAUUUUAAUAUUCUGGAAUUUCAGCGUUUUCUUUGGUUUUUUUAUCAAAUUUUUUUCUCGUUUCCUGUGACUUUCCCCGGCUUCGAAUUUUUGAAAAUGAAAAAGAAAAAAAAUUAACCAAAAAGUAUAUUUUUUUGCACAAAAUUACAGUUUUUUAAUAUUAAUUUUUAGCGUCUUUUUUUGAACAUUUUUUUCUACACAAAAUCCUCAUUUUUUUGCUUAAAAACGGUUUUUUUGUGUCCUGAAAUCCUGAGAUUUUAGCGUUUCCUGUGAACUCCAUCCUUUUUUCUCGUUUCCAGUGACUUCCACCGACUUGUGAACAUUGUCCUCGAUGGAAGAUUCGUUGGCAAGGCGCCAACCGAAGAAAUUCGCCCAUUUUCCGCCUGUCGUGAACUGAAUCUUCAUGGAAAUUUGCUCCAUCGAUGGGACGACGUCAGGAAAAUCGUCAAGCUUUUCCCGAAUGUCAAGGAGCUCGUCUUGAGGUCGGUUUUAGGGCUCUUAGGAACGUUAGAGUGGUCCCUAUAGGGGCAACCUUACGACUAGUAUGGCCCCUAUAGGGAUCACUAACUGAAGUCCCUAAAGAGGCCACUUUCUCGAUCUCAAGUGAUAUGGAUCCUAGAUGGGCAGUCUUACGACUACUAUGUCCCCUAUAGGAAUAACUAACUAAAGUCCCUAAAGAGGCCACUUUUUCAAACUUAAUUGGUAUGGACCCUAGAUGGCAGUCUUACGACUACUAUGUCCCCUAUAGGGAUAACUAACUAAAGUCCCUAAAGAGGCCACUUUUUCGAACCUAGAGAACCUUAGUAGCCCUCGAAGGUCCCCUUCUAGGGAACUCUUUUUAUCAAACUUAAGUGACCCCUGUAAAUGGAAAUGAAGUGGUCCCUAGAGGGGCAACCUUAUGUCUAGUAUGCCCCUAUAGGGAUAACUAAUUUAAACCCCGAAGGGGCCCCUUUUUCAAACUAAGGUGAAGUGGAUAAUAUAACCGUAAGCCCUGGGAAUUGAAAAUUAAUACAAAUCUUCUAGAAAAACGUUCGAAAUUUUUUUCCUGCCGAAUCCUACCAAUUGAAAUUGUCAUUAAAAAUGCCAUUUCAUAAUCUUUUGAAACGUAUUUCCUAGCUGUUAUUCAUUUCUCACGGCUUCAUUCUGUCUUACCUGUCUGUGCCCUCUUUUCUCUUAUCAGGAAGGUUAGAGAAACGUGAAAACGAGAGGGUGUAGAGAAACCAAAAUUUCCCAACGGAUUUUUUUGGAAUUUUUUUGUGAUUUUGAAGAUUUUUUAGGCGAAAACAGCACGUAAAAAGGAGAGAGUGCAGGGAAAUCAGAUUUUUUCAAGCUGAGAAAAUUUCAUGAAUUUUUUAUGUGAUUUAAAAGAGUUUUAGGCGAGAAAUAGCACCUGAAAACGAGAGGGCUCAGAGAAGUCAGAAUUUUUUCCAACUUGUAAAGUAUUAAACGUAUUUUUGAAGUUCUUUAGGCAGAAAUAGCACGUAAACGUGAGAGGGUCCAGGGUAAUCAAAUUUUCCCAAAAAGGGGGGGGGGUUUAUGAAUUUUUCAAAUAAUUUCGAAUAUUUUCAGGCAAAAUCGCAUGGACGACAUUCAAGAGGAAAAUUCGACCAUUUCUACGAAUGAUUUGAUUAUUUCCACUUCAGUUAUACGAUUGUCGAUUAGUGAAUGUAAUUUAAAAGAUGAAUCGGUGGGUUUUUCUGGAAAAUGCAGGCUUUUGAGUGGAAAAAUGGCUCCAUUUUGAAUGAAAUUUCGGUCCGAGACUGGUGAAAAAUAGGCGAUUUUUUAUUGUGGGAUGCGCUGCGGUCGCGACGCGGCUUUUAGCGGGAAAUGAAAAAAUUUAAAUGUGAACCGCCUUUUUUCUCAUUUACAUGGUUUUCUCAACGUUUUCUAAUGGUUUCAGUACCUCAGUUAGUUAAUGGCUUCAUUUCAAUAAGAUUCCGGUCCAAAACUCGUUAUAAUUCGAAGAAUUUUUACGAAGGCGCUGCGGUCGCGACGCGGUUUUUGGCGGGAAAUGAAAAAAUUCAAAUUCGAACCGCUUUUUUUUCUCAUCGUUUUUGUACCUCAGUUAGUUAAUGGCUUCAUUUUCAAUGAAAUUUUGGGCCGAGACUCGUUAUAAUUUAAAAAAUUUAUACGGAGGCGCUGCGGUCGCGACGCGGCUCUGGGCGGGAAAUGGAAGAAAUUCAAAAAGUGGACCGUCUUUUUUUCCUUUUUUUCUUAGGCUUUUUUUGUGGUUCAGUUUUUUUAAUAAUAUUAUAAAAAAACUAACUUUCUUACAUUUUUUUCUCCUGCUCUCGUUUAAAUUUUAAAUUUCGCGCCAUAAUUUAUAGUCUGUCCAAAUUUUGAAUGUCAAGUGGGCGCUCAAGCUCCGCCCCCAAUAGCCGAUAAACCAAUGAGAGAGCGAGCCUUCCACAAAGCCUUUCCAUAUGACGUCAUUGUACUUGACAUUGAAAAACUAUACUACAUUUAAAAAACCGGAAUUGUUUUCCAGAUCGAACCCAUCUUGAACUGCUUCCCCGUGGCGACGGAAAUCGUGUCGUUCAUCAACAAUCUGUCAUUUUUCAACCCAGGAAAAGAUGCUUCGGAACGAUUGACAGUGCUGGAUUUGGAGAUGAACCCCUUGAAAAGCCUCGAUUCCAUCCGUGGAGAAUAUUCGAAGUUUAUAUUUUCGAAAAAGAAGCAGUCUCCUACAGGACAUCUUGAGUGGUCCCUAGAGGGUUUUUUUUUUUUAGAAAAACAGCCCUCACAAGAAACAGAAUAGUGCUCUCUAUAGGGGUAAAACCUAGGUGGUCCCUAAAGGGUUUAGGGUCUGACCCAUAAGCUCCUAAAGCUUAAGUGCUCCCUAGAGGGUCGAAGUUUAUGUGUGCCCUAGAAAGGUUCAGUUUCUGACCUCUAAGCUUAAGUGGUCCCUUUAGAGGGGAGAGGGGUUAGGAAGAAAAUACAGCCCCUAUAGGCGUCAAAAUAGCGCUCCCUAAAGGGGUAAAAUUUAAGUGGGCCCUAUAGGGAUUUAGGGUGCUUGAUGGUCCUACGAACGUUAGAGCGAAAAAGCAUCUAUACAGGGUGACAAGUAAAUAUUGAAACCGUUUUUUGUUUGAUCGCUGCUUUUUGCACAAAGGACUGGCCUUUGAAUUUUUUUGUUUAUUUCGUUCAUUCAUGCUCACUUAUCAUGUGUUUGAAGUUACAGCUCAUACUUUUCAGUUUUCAGGUAAUGGUGGCCCCAUCUCCGUACCGUACCGCAAUCAUUGAUUGUGUCAAAAGCGGAAUGACGAAUUCAGAGAUCGUUAAAAAGCUGAAAGUGUCUCGUGUUCUCGUUUUUCGAACUGCACAACGUUAUCGGCGUCUCGGUACUUCAGAUGACAUGCAAAGAAGUGGACGUCCAGUCACCGUCACGACUCCAGAAGCAGUCAAAGCCGUUCGAGAGAAAAUCAGACGCACUCCGGAAAGAAGCGUGAGAAAGAUGGCAAAAGAAUACGAAAUGAGUCGAGAAUCGAUGAGAACUAUUGUCAAGGACAAGCUGAAGAUGAUUCCCUACCGUAUGCAGAAAGGAGCCUUCCUCAGUCAAAAAAACAAGACAUUCCGGAUGAAAAAGGCUUGAAAGCUGCUCGCUGGCACGAAAGAUGGCUCGCAUCUGACGACGCUAUUUACCGACGAGAAAAUCUUCACUGUGGAGGCGAACAACAACGGCCAAAACCAUCCGAUCAUCGCUACGGACUAUCAGAGUGCCUGUGAAAAAGAAAAAAUUCUGAAUAAAACUUCGCAUCCGGCUUCCGUGAUGGUUUUUUCCGGAAUUACCGCUGACGACAAAACUCCGCUGAUUUUUGUGGAUUCUGGAGUCAAAGUGAACCAAGUAUACUACAGGGAGUAGAUUUUGAAGUUGAGGGUGUUGCCCUGAGCCAAUUCUCACUACGGAAACCGACCAUGGACCUUCCAGCAAGACGGCGCCCCCGCUCAUCGUGCCAAAGGGACUCAAGAGUGUUGUCGCGCCAAUUUUCCGAGUUCAUCUCGGCUGCUGAUUGGCCUGCUUCCUCGCCCGACCUCAACCCGAUGGACUAUGCCGUGUGGAUAUAUCUGACCGAGAAGGUCUCUUCUAAGAACUACCCAAGUAUCAAAGCUCUGAAGACCGCGCUCAUCAAGAAAUGGGACGAAAUCGACGACGACUACCCUCGUGCCGUGAUCGAUGCGUAUCCGAAGAGACUGAAGGCCGUUAUCAAAGCUAAAGGAGGACGUUUUGAAAACUAUUCUUGAAUUUUGUUUCUAUAUUGUAUGAAUAAAAUUUGUUCCAAGUUUGGUGGUGUUUGGUUGACUUUUGAGAAAGUUAUAACGUUUCAAACGCGUUUCAAUAUUUACUUGUCACCCUGUAGAAGGCGAAAUAGUGCUCCCUAUAGGGAUUGAGGGUUUGAUCCAUAAACUCAUAAAUAUUGAGUGGUCUCUAGAGGGUUUUUUGAGAAAAACAGCCCUCAAAAGAAACAGAAUAGUGCUCUCUAUAGGGGUAAAAUCUAGGUGAUUCUUUAAGGGUUUUAGGGUCUGACCCAUGAGCUCCUAAAGCUUGAGUGGUCACUAGAGGGUUUUUUUUGAGAGAGACAGCCCUUUCAAGAAACAGAAUAGUGCUUUCUAUAGGGGCUAAUCUUAGGUGGUCCCUAUAGGGAUUGAGGGUCUGACCUAUAAGCUUCUAAAGCUGGAGUGGUUCCUAUAGGGAUUGAGGGUUUGAUCCACAAACUCAUAAAUUUUGAGUGAUCCCUAGAGCGUUUUUUGAGAAAGACAGCGCUCACAAGAAACCAAAUAGGGCUUUCUAUAGGGGCUAAACUUAGGUGGUCCCUAAAGGGUUUAGCGUCUGACUCAUAAGAUCCUGAAGCUUGAGUGGUCACUAGAGGGUUUUUUUUGAGAAAGACAGCCCUUUCGAGAAACCAAAAAGUGAUUUUUAUAGGGGCUAAACUUAGGUGGUCCCUAAAGGGUUCAGGGUCUCACCCAUAAGCUCCUAAAGUUUGAGUGGUCCCUAGAAGGCUUUUGAGAAAAACAGCCCUUACGAAGAACCAAAUAAUGCUUUCUUUAGAAGCUAAACUUAGGUGGUCCCUAUAGGGAGUGAGGGUUUGAUCCAUAAACUCAUAAAUCUUGAGUGGUCCCUAUAGGGGUCGUUCAAUUUCUAAGUCAGAUUUUAAAACAUUCAAUUAAUUCUUAACGGUAAUAUUAUAUUCAAACAACGGAUAACAAUAAACGAAAAGUCCUCCCCUAGAAUGGCCACUUUUACAAGAUUUAGUGCCUCUAUAGGGGUGGGUAAAGUUUUCCUUAAAGGGAAAUCCGCUUAAAAUUGCCCUCUAGGGACCACUCUGGCGAUCCCAAGUUUUGAAGAAAAUAAAAACUUUCCAGUCUGCGAAAGUUGAGCGUCGCCGAAUGCGGAAUCACAUCUUUGUAUCCUUUAAAAGGCUCGAGAUUCCCGAAAUUGGAGAAUUUGAACUUGAAACGGAACGAGAUCACUGAAGUAAUCCUUCUGUCCCUUGAAGUCUUAUAAAAUUAUUAUUUUCCAGUGGAAGAGCAUAAGUGCCCUCCAAUCAUUGCCUUCUCUCCAAAUUCUUCACAUUGAUUGCCCGAAUUUCACCACCGAGCCUGGAAUUCCUCCCCAUGAGGUUCUUUUUUUGAAAUUUGAUCAUGGAAAUGGGUAAUUUUAGGUUAUCGUCGCGAAAUUGUCCAGUGUCAUUGAGUUGAAUCGAUUUGAUAUCAGUGAAGUCGAGAGGAGAUCUGCUGAGGUAUUUGAAAAGGAUAAAUUGGAAAAUGAAGUCCCAAGCUCACAAUUGGGCCUUUUUAGAGAAUCCCAGAUCGGUAAAAAUUAUUUGAAACCUACCCUGAACUUGGAAUUUUAGAAUGAAUGAGCCUGUGAGAGGGAAAGUGACUAGGGAACGUUUUACCCCCUAUCGUUGAACUUGAUGAAAAUUUUUUUGAAUUUUUAUUUUCUGGGCCUCCUGAUUGCAGAACAAGAAAAAAAAUUUUUUUGCAAUAAAUCUGGUUUUAGAAUUAAGACCAUACGUCGACUGGAUCCCCCCCAAAAGAGCGGCCUACCUUUUUUUUUGCGCCCAAAUGGCUGGGGUGGGAUCCAGCCAGUGUGUAGUGAAGACGCUUCAAAAACCCGAAAUUUUCUGUCAUAAUUGGCGUAUUUUGACUUUGAAGCUCCAUAACUUAGAAACAAGAUCUGUUGCGACAAAUUUUUCCCUUGUUCUGCAAUCACCAGGUCCUGAAGUAAAGCUGAUUCACGGCUGGCUUGAGCCAUCGAGAAAAGGGUCCUGUCACGAAAAGAGACGAGACAGUGCCCUGGGUGGAGAGUGCAGACAGGCCACGCCUUUUUGCGUCCCAAGCUAGCCGUGAAUCGCCUAUACCAUCCAGCAAAGUUUCAUCAUAAUUUCAACCAGCUGUGGGGGUUUAGUGGGUAUGGAUGAAAGGUCUGUCCAAACGAAUUCUGUGGCUCGGAUCUGUCAGUUCAGUCCAUAAAUUUCAGUAUUUCGCUCAAAUAAAUGAAUGACUUGGCACUCUAAAAGGAAGAAUAUCAGUGAUUUUUUUUUCGUUCCGCAUUGAACACCCGAUUCGGAAGUUUUCUGGGAUCCAGUUUAAAAUAUCCAUUUCGGAAGGAAUGGGUUUGCUUGAAAGUAGACCCGAAAUUAGCCAUAGAAACCAACUAAUCUCAGUUUUUAUCAAAGGAAUCUUUUUUCAGAUCCGAUUCCUGAGCAAAUAUUGGGCCGUACGUGAGGAACAGAGGAAUUUGGAUCAUUUGGACGAUUUGAAUCGAUUUUUGAAGGUUUGGAAGAAAAUAGAGGGUCCCUAGGACCCGAGGGAGGCUCUUGAAGCUUCCACUCAAGGGACCACUUUUCCGUAUAAGGGGCACUGAAGCUUCCGAAAGCGCCCACUCUAGGGGUUCCAGUUGGUGGUCACUGUACGCGAGAAUGUUAAGAAUGAGACUCUAAAAGAACUGUAUGGACCACAUAAUUAAUAGUUAUCUAGGGAGCACUAAUUUUUUUCUAACCCCUCCAGGGACCACUCUGGCGUUCCUACAACCAAAAAAUGCAUUACUAAUUUAAAAAAUAAUGUACAAGUCCCAAAAAAAAAUCAAAUUUUCCGCUGAUUCGAAAAAUACCCUAUUCUUCAGCCCUUUGUCCAUUGUGGACCAAAAAAAGUCGUCGGUUUGAAAUAUUGUAUUUUCCCUCUUUGGCCAAAAAAUACCGAAUGAGAUUUUUUUUUUUUCAAUCCAGAAAGUCAAUAAAAAGACCUUGAAAAUGGUCAGAUUUUUCACUGAUUUCAAAAAUAAAGACUUGUCAUUUUCAUUUUGGAAAUCGGUUUGAAAUAUGGAUCUAUCAUUUAUUCACCUUCAAGGCGCACGGCGAUCCGGUCCCCCUUGAAGUACCCAAUAAACGGCUGAACGUGAUGACGCUGAACAUCAAAAUCGGUCGGAAACGCGUCAAAAAAUCCCUGCCGAUGACGGUGUCCGUUCAGAGGAUCGGGCAGUUGGUAAGGAAUUUCAGGAAAAUUUGAUUUGUAAAAUUUUUUCCGAAGUGAAAGCUUUGUAUUCAAUCGUAGAGUAGAAUAUAUUGACGCAGUUGCGUUUUUUUUAGAUAGAAAAAAUUGCGGUUUUUUUGAAGUUUCAAGGAGUAUCCAGGUCAAUUAUCAGUGAAAUUUCAAUCCUACUGGGAAAAUUUUUAGUGGUCACUAUAGAGGCUCGCCAAGGGCUACUUGAAAAGGACACUAAAGUGGCCGCUAAACCCACCUCUAUAGUGGCCACUAUUUGUUCAUUAGUGGCAUCUUUCAGUCAUCUAGUAGUAUCACUUAGAACUCUUUAGUGGCCAGUAAUUUUUAACCGCUUAAGUGGCCACUAUUUUUCGUUUUAGUGGCUACUUCAGUAGUUUUUCAUCCAAAAUUCCUUCCAGUAACUCUGAUAAUUUUAAAACCAACAGAUUGGACCAGUUAUAAUGAUCCAUUGACCCCUAAAGUGACCACUAAAAUUUUUUCUGGCCUAGUAGUAGCACUAAGACAUCUAUAGUGACACUAAUAUUCCCUUGAGCUAAAACUUAAAAACCCUAUAGUUGCCACUAAAAGUUUACCCAGUAAACCUUCCUUGUGACUUCAAAACCUUUUUCCAGAUCGCACGAAUGUUCGGCGUCCAAGACGAACCCUGGGAGCUUUUCCUCCAGAAUGAGCGUUGCGAGCGAAGAUUCGCCCUGAAUAAUCCUUCGAGGACCCUGAGCUAUUAUGAGCCCGAUGAAUUCAGCGAGUUGGUCCUGGAGGGAGGCCCGGCGUGGCACAUCGAGUUCUGUUGA